Culex quinquefasciatus (southern house mosquito) is the source of this 2922-nucleotide messenger RNA. RefSeq names its product ribonucleoside-diphosphate reductase large subunit (gene RnrL). The record is from RefSeq and is a predicted model, not a curated record. The transcript has 4 exons. Bases 194 to 2722 code for a protein of 842 amino acids. Gene Ontology annotation, molecular function: ribonucleoside-diphosphate reductase activity, thioredoxin disulfide as acceptor; ATP binding. Gene Ontology annotation, cellular component: ribonucleoside-diphosphate reductase complex. Gene Ontology annotation, biological process: deoxyribonucleotide biosynthetic process; DNA replication. NCBI's taxonomy places the organism in Eukaryota, Metazoa, Arthropoda, Insecta, Diptera, Culicidae.
AACUGCGUCCGAGUUGCUUCAUUCGCAUCGAGUACUCCCGACGGAACAGAUCCACAGUGUCGAGUGUGUGCUGUCCUAGAAAGUUCCCGGAAUUUUACGGUCCCACGUUACGCCCUUGUUCUCCUUUUUUGUCCGCUAGUGCCUAAUAAGUGUAGUUUACUCUCCGUUGAGGUUGAUUUUGUACGCCAGAAUCAUGGUCCUCAAGUCGAACAAGAUGUACGUCUUCAAGCGAGACGGUCGCAAGGAGGAGGUCCACCUGGACAAGAUCACGUCCCGCAUCCAGAAGUUGUGCUAUGGCCUCAACAUGGACUUUGUCGAUCCGGUCGCCAUCACCUUGAAGGUGAUCAACGGGCUCUACACGGGCGUGACGACCCAGGAGCUGGACAAUCUGGCGGCAGAAACGGCCGCGACGCUGACCACCGAGCACGCCGACUAUGCCAUUCUGGCGGCGCGGCUGGCCGUGUCCAACCUGCACAAGGAGACCAAGAAGCACUUUUCUGAUGUGAUGGCCGACCUGUACAACAUGGAGAACGAGUUCCUCAAGACCAAGUCGCCGAUGAUUUCGGACGAGCACUACAAGAUCAUCAUGGACAACGCGGACCGGCUUAAUUCGGCCAUCAUCUACGACCGGGACUUUGGCUACAACUACUUUGGCUUCAAGACGCUGGAGCGGUCGUACCUGCUGAAGAUCAAGGGCAAGGUGGUGGAGCGUCCGCAGCACAUGCUGAUGCGGGUGGCGGUUGGCAUUCACGGGCUGGACAUUGACGCGGCCAUUGAGACGUACAACCUGCUGUCGGAGCGGUACUUUACGCACGCCUCGCCGACCAUGUUUGCGGCGGCCACGCGGCGUCCGCAGCUGUCGUCGUGCUUCCUGUUGACGAUGAGCGACGAUAGUAUCGACGGAAUUUACGACACGCUGAAGCAGUGCGCGUUGAUCUCCAAGUCGGCGGGUGGAAUCGGUGUGAAUGUGCACUGCAUCCGGGCGAAGGGCACGUACAUUGCCGGAACGAACGGGAUCUCGAACGGGCUGGUGCCGAUGCUGAGGGUUUACAACAACACGGCGCGGUACGUUGACCAGGGCGGCAACAAGCGGCCCGGGGCGUUUGCGAUCUAUCUGGAACCGUGGCACGGAGAUAUCUUUGAGUUUUUGGACUUGAAGAAAAACACCGGCAAGGAGGAGGUCCGCGCUCGGGACAUGUUCUACGCGCUGUGGAUUCCGGAUCUGUUCAUGAAGCGAGUCGAGGCUAACGAGGACUGGUGUCUGAUGUGCCCGCACGACUGUCCCGGACUCCCGGAGACUUGGGGUGAGGAGUUCGAGAAGCUGUACACGACGUACGAGAACGAAGGACGCUACAUUCGUAAGGUCAAGGCUCAGGAUCUGUGGUUCGCGAUCAUCGAGUCGCAGGUCGAGACGGGAGUGCCGUACAUGCUGUACAAGGACGCUUGCAACCGGAAGAGCAACCAGCAGAACAUCGGCACCAUAAAGUGUUCGAACCUUUGCACGGAAAUCGUGGAGUACUCGUCCAAGGACGAAAUUGCCGUGUGCAACUUGGCCUCGAUCGCGGUCAACAUGUUUGUCAAACCGGACAAGUCGUAUGACUUCCAGAAGCUCAAGGAAGUCUCUAAAAUAGUCACAAAAAAUCUGAACAAAAUUAUCGACAUCAACUACUACCCAGUUCCGGAGGCCAAGCGCUCCAACAUGCGUCACCGCCCGAUCGGAAUCGGUGUCCAGGGAAUGGCCGACGCGUUCAUCCUGAUGCGCUUCCCGUACGAGAGCGAGGAAGCCCAAAAGCUGAACCAGCAAAUCUUCGAAACCAUCUACUACGGUGCCCUCGAGGCAAGCUGUGAAAUUGCCGAGAAGGACGGAACCUACGAAACGUACGAUGGCUGUCCGGUUAGCAAGGGCAUCCUGCAGUACGACAUGUGGAACAAGGCCCCAUCCGACCUGUGGGACUGGGUCCCACUCAAGGAAAAAAUCGCCAAGCACGGAGUCCGAAACUCCCUCCUCCUUGCCCCGAUGCCAACCGCGUCCACCGCGCAAAUCCUCGGCAACAACGAAUCCUUCGAACCGUACACCUCCAACGUCUACAACCGGCGCGUGCUGUCGGGCGAGUUCCAGGUCGUCAACCACCAUCUCCUCAAAGACCUCACCGAACUCGAGCUGUGGGACGACGACAUGAAGAACAAAAUCAUCGCCAGCAACGGCUCCAUCCAGCACAUCGACGAAAUCCCCAAGCACAUCCGCGAGCUCUACAAAACGGUGUGGGAAAUCUCCGUCAAAACCUGCAUCAAAAUGGCCGCCGACCGGGGCGCCUUCAUCGACCAGUCCCAGUCGUUCAACAUCCACGUCGCGGAACCCAACUACGGCAAGCUCACCUCGAUCCACUUCUACGGCUGGAAGAUGGGACUCAAAACCGGAAUGUACUACCUGCGCACCAAACCCGCCGUCAACGCCAUCCAGUUCACCGUGGACAAGGUCAAACUCGGCCAAACCCAGUCCGCACAAAACGGAACAACGUCCCCCUCGAAAUCCAUGCUGAUGAACGGAUCGAGCACGCCGCGCAAGAUGAACGGCGAAAGCUCGAUGGCGAUGGCCGACACGUCGGCGAUUGCCACCGGGGAAACCUCAAUGAACGGAUCGUACGCCGAGCGGAACCGCCGGAUGGCCGAGAUGGUGUGUUCACUCGAGAACAAGGAGGACUGCAUGAUGUGCGGUUCGUAGGCGGCGAUCGCAACAGCGUUGACGCUGACCGGUGAUCGCUUAAUUAUUGGUGUAUAGACUUAUUUUAAACUCACUGUAUUCUAUCUUUUGUAUCGUUUGGCCCACUUGACGGUUAGAUUCACGAGUUUUAUUUGCGCUUGUUUUGGGUUCAUUCGUUUUAGUUUCAUUUUUAUUUCUGUUUAGAAUUUAAGACAAAUAUA